AUGCCUUCGGAGAAAACGUUCAAACAAAGACGGACCUUUGAGCAGCGAGUAGAAGAUGUCCGGCUGAUCCGGGAGCAGCACCCCAACAAGAUCCCAGUGAUCAUUGAGAGAUACAAAGGGGAGAAACAACUCCCCAUCCUGGACAAGACCAAGUUCCUGGUGCCGGAUCAUGUGAACAUGAGCGAACUCAUUAAGAUAAUCCGGAGGCGCCUCCAGCUAAACUCAAACCAGGCCUUCUUCCUACUGGUUAACGGUCAUAGCAUGGUGUCCGUGUCCGCUGCCAUUUCUGAGUUGUACGAGCAGGAGAAGGACCAGGAUGGCUUCCUCUACAUGGUCUACGCGUCCCAGGAGACGUUUGGCUCCACUGCAGCCACCCACUGA
Oryzias latipes (Japanese medaka) is the source of this 381-nucleotide messenger RNA. It is a transcript of the gene map1lc3b, whose product is annotated as microtubule-associated protein 1 light chain 3 beta. The record is from RefSeq and is marked provisional. NCBI's taxonomy places the organism in Eukaryota, Metazoa, Chordata, Actinopteri, Beloniformes, Adrianichthyidae.